Molecule: messenger RNA, 1065 nt
Organism: Heteronotia binoei (common prickly gecko)
Lineage: Eukaryota; Metazoa; Chordata; Lepidosauria; Squamata; Gekkonidae
Product: vomeronasal type-2 receptor 26-like
Exons: 3
Coding region: 46-1065 (339 amino acids)
Biological process (GO): G protein-coupled receptor signaling pathway
Cellular component (GO): membrane
Molecular function (GO): G protein-coupled receptor activity
Source: RefSeq, a predicted model, not a curated record
CCCUAUUCUAGGUGUUCGAAGAAUUGUCAGCCUGGACAAGCCAAGAUGACUCAGGAAGGGAAGCCAUUUUGCUGCUAUGACUGUGUCCCAUGCCCGGAAGGAACCGCCUCCACAAAGGAAGAUGCAGACCAUUGUGACAAAUGUCCGGAGGAUCAGCAUCCAAACAGUGGCCGAGAUAAAUGCGUGUUGAAGGCUAUAAUUGUGCUUUCCUACGAAGAAUCUCUGGGGGUUAUCCUAACUGUCAUUCCUCUCUUCUUUUUUCUACUCACUGGUGCUAUUUUAGGGCUCUUCAUUAAAUUCCAAGAUACUCCAGUAGUCAAAGCCAACAACCGGGACCUCACCUACAUUCUCCUGGUUUCUCUCUUGCUUUCCUUCCUCUCCUCCUUUCUGUUUAUUGGCCAGCCAACAAAGCUGACAUGUCUCCUUCAACAAGCCACCUUCAGCACCAUCUUCUCAGUCUCUGUCUCUUCUGUCUUGGCCAAAACCAUCACUGUGGUAGUGGCCUUCAUGGCAACAAAGCCAGGGAACAGGAUGAAUAAAUGGCUGGGCAAGAGUUUGGCCAACUCCAUCAUCAUCUCCUGUUCCAGUGUCCAAGUUGGACUCUGCAUUAUCUGGUUGGCAACCUCUCCCCCCUUCCCAGAGACCGACAUGCACUCCCAGGCUGGGCAGAUCACGCUGCAAUGCAACGAAGGGUCUGUGGCCAUGUUUUAUGGUGCCCUGGGCUACAUGGGGUCUGUGGCCAUGUUUUAUGGUGCCCUGGGCUACAUGGGCUUCCUGGCUGCCGUCUCUUUCACGGUGGCUUUUCUGGCCAGGAAGUUGCCAGGGGCCUUCAACGAGGCCAAGCUGAUCACCUUCAGCAUGCUGGUGUUCUGCAGCGUGUGGGUGUCGUUUGUGCCCAUCUACCUGAGCACAAAGGGGAAAUACAUGGUAGCCGUGCAGGUCUUCUCCAUGCUGGCCUCCAGUGCUGGACUGCUGGGUUGCAUCUUUAUUCCCAAAUGCUACAUUAUUAUAGUGAGGCCUGAUCUGAAUACCAAGCAGCAUUUAAUGACAAAACUGAAUAGAUAA